Molecule: messenger RNA, 912 nt
Organism: Chara braunii
Lineage: Eukaryota; Viridiplantae; Streptophyta; Charophyceae; Charales; Characeae
Source: the annotation of a GenBank genome assembly
GAGGUUGGAGGGAAUGAGGCUGAAGGGAUAGGCGAUGUCCGCAACAACUUUGGCGGGGUGCCGACUUCUUCAGAGAAGAAGCGCGAGCGACAGAGGAUGGUGCGAGAGGAGGUGGUGGAAGAAAUCCGCCGCAUGAAGAGGAUGAAAGGACAUUCGGAGUCGAUGAUUGGCGGGGAUGGAGGUAGCGUCGGAGAACGUGCCUCGGGAAAGAGGACGCCAGAGAUGCAUGGCGGACAAGAACAAGGAGUCGAAAAGAGGUUGUCGAAGGAAGAGGGUGCAACGGCAAGUAAGAAAGCGAGGAGGCCCGACGGUUUAACCAUCCGCGAUGGGCAAGCUAUGGAUGGAGGAGAUUCGGCUCAUCCAGGCGCUGCCGCCGCGAGAGAACUUUCAGAGAAAUCCAAAAGAAAACUGGCAGCUGAAGAAGGCGAUGGCCAGAAGAAACCUCGGAGGAGGAAGACUGCUGAGGGGGUGAGCGGUGGCGAAUGGGCUGUCRGUAGGCAGUUCGACGAAGCGGCAGCGUUCUGGCUUGAGUACGAGCGGAACAAUGACGGUGAGAUCGUGGAGAAGGAGCUCCCCGUUCAACUGCUCAUCGACCCUAGGAAGGUCUGCGACAUCCUGUCGUGGAAAAGAUAUUACAACCACCGCAGUCUCACUAUCGAUGGUGUGGAGGAUAUCAAGGGUGCGAUGCUAAGGCAGUUCCACGAGGAAAAGGGGAAGAUAUGGACGAAGAACCCUUUGGUUCUGGCACCCAUCUACAAGUCGGUGACGCAGAAGCCGGAGAGAGUUUAGAGGGUUCACAAAGAUGUCUUCAAGCCAGAGGACAAGGACAAGUACUUCUAUUUUCCUGUCAACGGGCAACACACCGUGGCUGUUGUGAAGGAGUUGGCCGGUGAACAAAUAUUCGAAUUGUGG